Molecule: messenger RNA, 2434 nt
Organism: Lacerta agilis (Sand lizard)
Lineage: Eukaryota; Metazoa; Chordata; Lepidosauria; Squamata; Lacertidae
Gene: PODXL2
Product: podocalyxin like 2
Exons: 8
Coding region: 188-2134 (648 amino acids)
Source: RefSeq, a predicted model, not a curated record
CCGCUCGCUGGCGGGGAGGGCGAUGCCUUCUGAGCGCGAGCUGCCGCAGGGAGGAGAGGUCCUUUCUGCGGCCGGGAGGGGCAGAGCCCCGCGGGCGGCGGCGGCGGCGGCAGAAGCAGAAGCAGCUGCACAAGCCGGGUGCGACUGAAGAAAGAGGCAGGCGAGCGCAGGAGGACGGAGAAGCACCAUGCCGCCCUUCUUCCCGCGCUGGGCGCCGAGGCUGCUCCUGCUGGCCUGCGGUUCUUUGUGCAUCUACUGUGCAGUUUCAGAAGAUCCUGGUACUGAAGGUCUGACUUCAACCUCCUUCGUGGAUUUCUCAGCAAUGUCUCACUUAGAGUCUCUAGAUACCAGCGAACAGCCAAACUUGGAGGUUUCAGAACCAGACUUUGUCCCCAAUGCCCUGCUAGCCUCACCUGGUUCGGGCUUUUCCAGCGAGGAGAAUGAAGAUUCCAAGAUCCUUCAGUCCCAGUAUAUUUGGGAUGAUGGCGGAGACAUAAAUGAUUCCAGCUUGUAUGUGGGACAGUCAUCAGAUUACAGUUUUCCACUAGCCUCCCAGAAGGCCCUGCCUAAACGAAAUGGGACACAAGCUAAAAAUCCUUGGGAAAUAUCCACUCUCCAUCAGCCAUCUGAUUCCCUUGAACCUGACUCUGAAGCUCCUUCCACCAGUGUCCUUGAGGAAGAGGAAGGAUUACUUCCUAUAAACCAGUCAAAGGGACCUCUUCAGAGCAGCCAAACACCAGAGGCUUUUCCUGAAGCACCUAGCCAGGACUCAUUGUUCUCAAUUCUUUUCUCCACAACAACCAGCAGAAUGGGUCCAAUGACUGAAACAGCUGCAGACAGGCAAGAGGAAGAAUCUGCUCCUGAACAUGUUUCCUCAGGCUUUGAUCUAGGGAGCAGUAUGGGACCCAGCCUCUUGCCUCUGUCCCCCAUUUUGUCAGCCACUCCGAAAGGACCUCAGCUUGUCUCAGAGGUUCCUGUUGAGGUUUCUUCAGAAGGUACAGUAAGAGGAGGGGGGGAACUCAGAGAACCCGUAGCAACAAUAGGUACAGUGGGAGGUGAUGUAAAAGAAGUGGAAACCACAAGAGGGGAGAGGCAAAAGCCCAUAUCAGGAGCUGAAAUGGGACAAAGAGAUUCCACAGAAGGGACAGUGGCCACAGAAAUGGCUACAGCGGAGAAGACAGGAGAUGAUUUUCUAAGAGCAGGAUCACAUGGGGACAGCACUCUUGUUGCUGAGACGUUUCCUAGGUCUUCUAGCAGCCCAUCCAACCCCAGCUCUUCAGUGGGUUUCUGGGACUGGACUGAUAACCCAGCUCCUACUUCCACUCCCAAUCAGAAUAGAACAAAGCUGCCAGUCGCAGCAACUACUGCAGCAGAACGGAGCUUUGCACUGCAAACUGAAGAUGUCCGCACGGCUGUGCUGUCCACAGGAGUGCCUUGGAGUUUGACACAGGUGACCUGCAAGGACUGGAGCAACCUGGCAGGCAAAAAUUACAUAAUCUUGAACAUGUCUGACAACAUUGACUGCGAGGACUUCCGUGUGGAGAGGGGCCUUCAGUUGCUGGCACUGGUGGAUGAUGCUUUCUCCAGGUAUGAAAAUGGAUUGCAGAGCCAAUGGUUGAUCUCCUUAAGCAAACCCAAUGAGAACGACAAACAUCUGCUAAUGACCUUGGCUGGAGAACAUGGAGUUGUCCCAACAAAUGAUGUUCUCCUGGCACUAGGUGACAUGCGGAGGAGCUUAGCUGAGAUUGGAAUUCAGAACUACACAACUACAUCAAGUUGCCAGUCACGUCCCAGUCAGACCCAUAGUGACUAUGGAAAGCUUUUUGUGGUGCUGGUCAUUAUUGGCUCAAUCUGUGUCAUCAUCAUUAUAACAGGACUGAUUUACAACUGCUGGCAGAGGCGCUUGCCCAAAAUGAAGAACAUGUCACAUGGGGAGGAGCUACGGUUUGUCGAGAACGGCUGCCAUGACAAUCCGACCUUGGAUGUAGCCAGCGACAGCCAAUCAGAAAUGCAAGAAAAGAAGCCAAGUGUGAAUGGUGGGGGAGCUGUUAAUGGACCUGAGAGCUGGGAUGUCCUCAUUAACAAGCGGGCAGGCGAAGAGGGAGAUGUGUUUGAGGAAGAUACACACCUUUAAAAGAGGAGUCGGGUGUUUCUGAUUGCACUCUUGUUUGACUUAAGGGCCAUUUGGUGAGGGUGGCUCCUCAGGAACUUAUUUUUUCAGGUUUGGAAUGGAUCUGCCCAUCACGGUCCUGAGGCACCAUCACAGUCCUGCAGUCGGAAGGGCCACCCUGAGCAGAGUGGGUGGGGGGUGGGGCGUGUUUGUGUGUUGCUGUCAGUAGCGCCAAUGUUUAAUCACUUUUAAAUGCACUUGCUCUAGUUCUUUGGUAGGAGUGGAGGAUGGCCAGGUUUGAAAAAUAAAUGGUAUCAAGGCUUA